AUGGACCGAAAGGACUCGUUAUCUUCGCAUUCGGCUGAAUUCGAAAAGGCUGGCACCCACGCCGCCUUCAGUCAGGAGGAGUCUGCGACUCUCGAGAAGCGAGUGUGGCGCAAGCUGGAUUGGUAUAUUCUUCCAGUCGUCACCAUGUUCUAUCUGCUCUCUUGGCUGGACCGGACCAAUCUCGGAAACGCUCGCGUUGCUGGUAUUCAACAAGACCUCAGAAUGAAUAACAAGCAGUACAGUAUUGCAUUAACGGUGACAUUUGUACCGUACAUAGUAUCAGAGAUUCCCUCGAAUCUGCUCCUUAAGAUUGUGGGCCCAAACCUCCUGCUGCCCGCCCUCAUCGUGUCCUGGGGUAUUGUGACAACUUUUCAAGGAUUCGUAAGCACCUACGGCGGUCUCCUUGCGUGCCGGUUUUUCAUCGGUUUGCUUGAAGGCGGUGUACUUCCCGGCCUUGUUCUUUAUCUCUCCAUGUUCUACCCCCGUCGGAAACUGCAAUCGAGGAUAUCUGCAUUCUUCUCCUCGGCGUCUCUUUCUGGAGCAUUUAGCGGACUUCUGGCAACCGCCAUCAUGAAAAUGCAUGGAAUGGGAGGUCGUCCUGCCUGGGCUUGGAUCUUCAUCCUUGAAGGGCUCUUUACCGUGGUCUUCGGGUUCAUGUCAGUCUUUGUUUUACCUAAAGCUCCACAACAUACACGAUUCCUCUCGCAACGUGAGAAGGAGUAUGUGAUAUCCGAAUUACGCCAGGCAGGCGCCAUCUCCACUGAUGACAAAAACGACGGCUUCAGCUGGGCUGAGGUCCGCAGGACCUUUUCUCGUCCCCAAUUUUGGUUCCUUGGCUUCGUGUACUUCUUCAAUGGCACCAUGUUGUACUCCCUUGCAUACUUUACGCCGUCCAUCGUCCAGGCCUUGGGUUACACUCCCAUUCGUACCCAGCUUAUGACUGUGGGGCCGUAUGGUGCGGCCUUCGUUCUCACGAAUGUCGCCUCUGUCAUUGCUGAUCGAUACCAAUGCCGGGGCUUCGUCGCCAUAUUCAGUUCCUUGUGCUGCCUGGCUGGAUUCGCUAUCUACAAGACGUCAACCGACAAAGCCACCCUUUACGGCAGCCUCUUCCUGACUAUCGGUGGUAUCAACUGCUCGUCGCCUGCAUUGGCGGCAUGGGUGGCGAACAACUUCGCCCCUCAUGUGCGAAGGGCAACAGCUAUUGCUGCCUUGUCUAUGAUCACCAAUAGCGGUGGCAUCCUCUCAACCUGGCUGAUGGCGUCGUGGUCGAAGCCGCCGAGGUACACGUCUGCGACUAUCGUCUUCCUCGUAUUUGCAGCCAUGAUGGGCAUUUUUACUGCAUUCAACCUUGCCUAUCUUUACUAUGCUAACAAGGCCAAGGCUCUCCAACGUGAAUCAACAACGCAGAGCGAGGAAUCGCCUGACCUUGGUGAUAAGAGCGCCUGGUAUCCAUACAUCCUCUAA
Messenger RNA from Cyclocybe aegerita, 1464 nucleotides. NCBI's taxonomy places the organism in Eukaryota, Fungi, Basidiomycota, Agaricomycetes, Agaricales, Hemipholiotaceae. The record is from the annotation of a GenBank genome assembly.